AUGAUUUAUGGAAGAGCUGUCCCGUCUCCUUUGUCAAACAAUGCCGUAUCACAAGCUUUGGUUCUGUUUGGUGCCCCUAAGGAAGGCAUUGAGAUUUUUCAUGAAAAUAAAAUGACAAAUACUGAAGGGGUGAAUAAAGGCAUUUACUUUAGCUAUCCAUGUCGACGUCAAAGCUGUGCUUUAGUAAACAUCCCAGCACCAUGUGUCAACAAAAUGAUUUCACACAUUGAAGAUUUGGAAUCUAAAAUACAAGAGCAUUUGAAACGGUUUGAAACUUCUCUUGAGGAAUGGAGCAGAACUUCAUCCACACAAGACCAGAAGGAAGAUUGGAGUGUUGCUACACCAGUGAAAGAGGUUAAACCAGAAGAGAGAGAUGAAAAGUGUCCAGAAUUAAAGCAGGAAAUGGAAACAUUGCUAUCAGAGGCCAUUCAUCUCAUUAAAAGUCUAGAAACUGACCGUGCAGAAGCUGAAGAAGCUUUAAAACAACAAAAAUCAAGAAAGAAGAAGAUGCACAUGAAAAUUGAUUCUUGGUCAAUCUGGAGACUUCAAGAAAUCCCAUUAGCUGUGCAGAAAGAACAUGAGGCCUAUUUGAGAGAUAUUGUAGAAUUACGAUGGCAUCUUGAAGAUAAAGCUUAUCAACUAAAACAUUUUGAGGAACAAAAGGCAAAAUUAGAAGAAGCUAAUGCAAAGCUUCAAGCAGACAUAGACUACAUGAAUAAACUUGGUCCUCUAAUUUACUCAAAACAGAACCAAGAACUUGAAGCUCUGAAAGAAUUUUAUACAAAAAAAUUUGAGGUAAUGGAGUUAUACAAACAAAUUCAUGAAGAACUUGAAGAAGCUAUAGAAGAUGUUGAAAAUGCCAAAUUGAAUGCUAAACAAAUUAGACAAGACAUGGAGCAAGACAUUCAUAGUGAUGAAACAAGCAUAGAAGCCUACAAGAGAGAGAGAGAGAACCUUGACAAUCUAUAUAGUCACUACUCUAUAGCAAUAGAAAAUGUUAAUGUUAGUAUUGAGGAGAAUGAAGAAGCAGUGAGUGAAGCAUUGAAGGAAACAAAGACAUCAACAGAGGAAUUAUCUGCUUUAUCAAAAACGCUAGAUGAUUUGAAAAAAAUUUAUGAUCAACUAUCCUGGAAGAGAAAAAGUAAUGAACAGGAGUAUCUGGAUGUACUUAAUAAUUAUUAUGCCACAAAAAAAUCAUGGGAUAUUGAGCUUUCUAAUAUUGCAAAAGACUUUUCAGAUAUUUCAAUUGCAAAUACUCAAUUGACAGAAGAAAACAGAAGACUCGAAAUUGAUAUUGAAACUGUAGCAGGUUUAAUCAAUGACAGUAUAAAGAAAAAAGCAGAGUUUGAGUCUGAAAUCCAAUCUUUGAUGAAACUAAGGUCAAAAAAUGAUGAAUUUCUUAAACAAUUAUACAGGGAAGCUUAUCAGCUUGGUGCUGUUUUCCACCUAACCAAAUUUAAAACAGAGGAAUUAGAAGAGAAAAUAGCAGAAGUGAGAAGAAAAUUCAAGGGUAGAGAAGAAUUCUUGAAAAAACUCACACGAGGUGAAGUGGCUAACGGAAUGAUGAUUCAGAAAAGACUGUAUACCAUUCAAGAAGAACAGAUACUUGAGAGGCGGGAACUUUUGGAAAAGAAAGCAAUGUGUGCCCUGGCACUGGCCGAACUAGAGGCGUCUCUGCUUGAACUAGAAGAAGACGCUAUAAGAAUCAGAACUAUGCACAAAGAACAUUCUGAUAUAUUAAAUGAUAUAACUGAGAGGAGAGACGAUGUUAAAAGAAAUGUGGAAAGAACUAAGCAAAAAUUACGAAGAAGGGGGAAGAAAACCCGUGAGGCAAUAACAGAAACUGAGGAAAAAUGCUCAAUAACUUUUAGAGAAAUAGAGAACACUAAAAGUAAAACCAUUAUUUAUCAUGCAAAAAUAAAUCAGUUGAAUAAGAACUUAAAAGAAAAAGAGAAAGAAAAUAUUACUUUUGCUCAGACACUUGGGAAUUUAAAAAAUGAAUUUUUAACCAUGAGAUAUAAAAGGGAGCAUGCACAAGCUGUAUUUGAUCAUCUCAUAAGUGAGAAAAAAAUCUAUGAAGAGAGACUCUAUGAGGAAGAACAGAGAUAUCGAACACUCAUUACCAUGAGGCAAAAAACUCUGGCAGAUAUUAAAAAAAUACAAGAUGAUUCUCUAGAAGAAAAUCUACGUUUAGCUCAAGAAUAUCAAAAAUUACAGACUAUUUUCUUAACAGAAAAGGACAAUUAUUUCAAUCUAUAUGAUAGACAGUUAUCACUUGAUGCUUCAAUUCGAGAUAAGAAACAGCUCUGUCAGCUGCAAAGAAGGAUACACAAGGUGUGGCAGAAGCACUUCAAACUGGUGGUCCUCUACAGCCAGAUGAGGCUGGCCAAGUUCCAGACAGACUCUCAGGAGAGUAUUCAGAAAAUAUUAGCUGUGCAGGAGGAAUCUUCAAAUUUAAUGCAACACAUCUUAGAUUUCUUCCAGACUUUGACAGAUGGCUCAUGUAAAAACGAUGGUUAA
Mirounga angustirostris (Northern elephant seal) is the source of this 2520-nucleotide messenger RNA. It is a transcript of the gene CCDC178, whose product is annotated as coiled-coil domain containing 178. The record is from RefSeq and is a predicted model, not a curated record. The transcript is spliced from 20 exons. Bases 1 to 2520 code for a protein of 839 amino acids. Lineage: Eukaryota; Metazoa; Chordata; Mammalia; Carnivora; Phocidae.